AUGUUAUCCUCGAUAUUCCUCAUUUCAGCGUUCCUUUCGACAGCCUGGUGCUGCCCAAAGCAUGACAACUACCAAUCACAUCCUCGUCUCGGCCGGAGACAAGUAAGAAUAGACGUCGGCAGGGAGCCAAAGGAUUGGAAUUAUGACCAUUCCGCCGACUGGGCCACUAUCCGACCUGAAUAUGCCCUAUGUCAAUCCGGUACACAUCAAUCACCUAUAAAUCUUCCCGGGCAACAGCCUUCUACUCUACAUAUCCCUGAUUUCUCCGGAUACAAGAACGAAGCGAUCCCGGGGAACUUCUUCAACUGGCAAUUCGCUCCUGCCUGGACACCCCAUCACCCCGAGGGACAGGUUGAAGGUCUCCCCCACUUCAAAUUCGACGAUCAGGAGGUGUUCAAUAUCGGGUGGCACAUUCAUGCACCGUCGGAGCAUCUUGUCGAUGGCCGCCGCAGCAAAGCCGAGUUCCAUUUCGUGCACGUCAAUGCUCACGAUGAAGAAGCUGCAGUCAUCGGUAUCCGCAUCGGAGUUGCACCUGCCGGGUCCAACCACGAAUCUGCCUUCGUCAAAUCGCUCGGUCCCAUGAUCCACUUCAACGACACCUCGCAACUUGAGGGCCUCCAAGUCAACAUGCGCACUGCCAUUGACGAGGUUGGUGGACUCAGCGAGUUCUGGACCUACAAGGGCUCCCUCACCACUCCUCCUUGCUCGGAGGGUCUACGGUGGUUCGUCCCCAAGCAGGAGCUCCUUGUUAGCGAACAUCAGAUGGUUAUGAUCCUCGCUGCCUCACGCUUCUCACACCGUGUUCCUCAGGACGUCUGGCUGCACGACAUCAACCUAUAA
This is a messenger RNA of Exophiala bonariae, 840 nucleotides long. RefSeq lists its product as uncharacterized. Gene Ontology annotation, biological process: one-carbon metabolic process. Gene Ontology annotation, molecular function: zinc ion binding; carbonate dehydratase activity. NCBI's taxonomy places the organism in Eukaryota, Fungi, Ascomycota, Eurotiomycetes, Chaetothyriales, Herpotrichiellaceae. Bases 1 to 840 code for a protein of 279 amino acids. The record is from RefSeq and is a predicted model, not a curated record. The transcript has 2 exons.